Molecule: messenger RNA, 468 nt
Organism: Prorocentrum cordatum
Lineage: Eukaryota; Dinophyceae; Prorocentrales; Prorocentraceae
Source: the annotation of a GenBank genome assembly
AUGACCGUCCUCGAGGAAGGGAUUGAGGUUGAGACUCUGACCUUGGUGUUCAGCGUGGCGUCGUGCACCCUCAAGUUCCCAGACAACAGUGGAGGUGCAGGAUGGUCGUUGAGCAUCGGUGCAGGCGGACUCGCCGAGCUCAGGGCCGACGAUGGGCUCGGCUACCCCUCGCUCUUGCACGCGGCCAGCGUUCCCCAGUCGCUGCCCGUCCCCGUGUGCUCGGACCCGGAGCUACUCGCCUCCCUGGACGGGCUGGACGCGUGUCGCCAGGCGAUGCGGGACCUGACGGAGGAGGAGCUCAGGCUCGCCAUGGAGGACACCCGGAUAUGCCGGGCCGCGCGAGGCGCCCGUGCGGGAGCGGCCUCGGGCGCUGUUCGUGGUGGCGCCGUCGGGCGGGGGCAAGACCACGGUGCUGAGGACGAACGCGUGGAGGUUCGACAUGAAGGUCGAGGAGGCAGUCUUCGCUGA